This is a messenger RNA of Metarhizium acridum CQMa 102, 1047 nucleotides long. RefSeq lists its product as uncharacterized. The record is from RefSeq and is a predicted model, not a curated record. Gene Ontology annotation, biological process: regulation of transcription by RNA polymerase II. Lineage: Eukaryota; Fungi; Ascomycota; Sordariomycetes; Hypocreales; Clavicipitaceae. Gene Ontology annotation, molecular function: protein dimerization activity; RNA polymerase II cis-regulatory region sequence-specific DNA binding; DNA-binding transcription factor activity, RNA polymerase II-specific.
AUGUUCCCAGAGUAUCUAUCUUCGCAGAGCCUUCAGGGUCAACAAUGGACUGGCAGGGGAGCAUGCCGUUCACAACCACAGAGUAGUCCUUGCUCAUCUCCGUUGCAAAGUCAGCAUGGCCAGAUACACGAAACACGCGACUUUGAGGAGGAGACGACGGAUAUUCCAGAUCAAAGAGGUCAACAAGGCAAUGAUGUGAGAUACACAGACUUUACUACAUCACAGCGUGGCCAGCGGUCCCAGUCUCGGUCAUUGCCCGUUGGACACCUCCGCCAUCAGUCGUCUGUGGAUUUUGGCGAGGAUCUCUUGCGCAACAGCCACGACACAGUCGACGAAAACAUCUUUGCAGACUGGGCCUGGGGUCCACGGGAACGAUCUGGGAGACGGGCUGUUCGCGAGGGCUCCAUGCAAUGGGGAAGCGACUCUGGCUUCGACUCCCCGAGAGGUUCUCUCGCGUCCAUUUCAGGCGACGAAAUGGAUUCAAACUCGUCCCCGCAUGUAAAUGGGUCGGAGAAGGAGGAAUCUGGGUUCACAGCUCUGUCAUUCGGAUACCGCACUCAAGUCUUGAAACCGACAACGGGACUUUCAUCAUCCCUCGGCGAACACCCGACUCCUUGGCCGGUACUGAGGACCCGGACCGGCUCCAUCGAUCCAGACGUGGUAUCUACGUACAGAGCGCUGUCCAUGGAGUACCUGGGCUCUGCAAUGCACGAGCGCAAGCCGAUUGCUACGGUAGGCCCGCGGCGUGAGAAACUGACGGAGCAGCAAAGGCGACGAAACCACAUCCUGCAUGAGAAGAAGCGUCGCGCCCUGAUCAAGGACGGAUUCGACGACCUACUCAACCUGGUCCCGGACGUGAAGGAUCGGGGCCUCAGCAAGUCUGCAAUUCUGCUCAAGGCGGCCGAGUGGUUGAGCAGUUUGAUAUGUGAGAACAAGGCAUUGCGUGCCCAGGCAAGGGCCCUUGAAGGCGCCGACACGAUGCCCAGCCCACCGCAGCCUGCAUCUCCCCAUCAGAAGAGUCACAGACGGAUUAACCGGCGUAUAUGA